AUGCAAAACUUAGACACACAUAAUCUUCAAUUCACACUUCAAAUGCGAUUCCAAAUUCGUUACAUUGAUGAUCGUCUAGAAUUCAGUAAAGUUGGAUCAAAUCAAACAGAACCAAUAAUUGGCGAAAAGGAUAUCCGGGAUCAAUUGUGGACACCUCACAUCUUCUUUGUUAAUGAAAAGACUUCGGGAACUUUGGGAACCGAUAAUCGAGACAUCAUCACAGCAAUCCAUCCUAAUGGAACUGUUAUAAUUUCAUCAAGGAUCCAAGAAACUCUUUACUGCUCUAUGAAAUUUAAGAAUUUUCCAUUUGAUCAACAACAUUGCAAAUUAACAAUUGGAAACUGGAUAUACAAUUCAUCUCAAGUAAAACUGCAUUGGGAGUCAAUAAGGCCAUUCACGAUUGGGUCUGAUAAAAUUCUUACUGAAUAUACUUACAUGAAUACAAUUACAAAUGAAUCGGAAAUUAAUGCAUCUCAAGUUGGUCAACAAUAUGGAGACUUUACUGGAAAUUACAGUACCUUGAUAUUUGUAAUGAACCUUGAUCGUUCAAUUGGAUAUUACUUACUAGAUUACUAUUUUCCAUCAAUAAUGUUGGUUGCUAUUUCUUGGGUAUCAUUUUGGCUUCAAGCUGAUCAAGCUGCACCUCGCGCAAUGUUGGGUACGACAGCAAUGCUUACAUUCAUCACACUUUCAUCAUCUCAGACUAAGACACUUCCAAAAGUCAGCUACAUAAAGUCAUCAGAAAUUUGGUUUAUCGUCUGCGCAAUGUUUAUUUUUGCCAGCUUGAUUGAGUUCGCAUUUGUGAAUUUGUUAUGGAGAAGAAAGAAGAAUGUUUUAUUAGAAGAGGUUACAACUGCAAACAUUCUCAAAGAGACACUAACGCCAAUGAUGUUACGCAGAAGUCUUGACUCAAAUUCUGGAUCAUUAAGAAGAGCUCAGUCAGACACAUCAUUAGACAGGUUCAAUCGAGAGGAUUUAACAGUUAAAAAUAACAAUUUUGGAAUCAAUCUUACAGUUCCGAAUCAAAUGAACAAUCAACUUUCAAUACCUACUGUAAGCAAGGAUACAACAGAUAGUAAUAAAACUAUAACUGACAUAAAAGUUUCAAUUCCAACUACAACUGAGCCAUCAGUACCGAAGAAAAAGAAGAAAUUUACAACACUGACUCAUCAAGAGAUUGCAAUUUUACUUGACAAAGAAGCUCGUUUGGUGUUUCCAUGUGCAUUUCUCUUUUUCAAUGUUGUUUACUGGAUUUUCGUUAAUAUUUAA
Molecule: messenger RNA, 1269 nt
Organism: Chironomus riparius
Lineage: Eukaryota; Metazoa; Arthropoda; Insecta; Diptera; Chironomidae
Source: the annotation of a GenBank genome assembly